Porites evermanni is the source of this 438-nucleotide messenger RNA. The record is from the annotation of a GenBank genome assembly. NCBI's taxonomy places the organism in Eukaryota, Metazoa, Cnidaria, Anthozoa, Scleractinia, Poritidae.
GCAGAAGACACGGAGGGCGAUUUUGCUAUUCGUUUUGUCGACGAAAACGACUACAGAGAGAUUUCUGCUAAAGCUGUGUCAGCGAAACGGAAUUAAAAAAAGAAUCGCCCUUUCUGGCUUGUUUCUAAGCAUUGUCACGACGUUGAUCCGAGCGAAGCUGAGAGUUCUAGCGGAGAAGAUGAAAAAGUCAGUGCAAGCGAGGAGGAAGCUGUAACCGAAACGGAGAGUACCAAUGAAAUACAAGAAAACGUAGAAAGCUCCUAUUCCGAUGAUAGUUCAGCAGAUGAAGCGAAGAGGAGAAAAAGUGCAAGGAAACCUAAACGUGCGCCUUCGAGUUCGACCGUCACCAAAUCAAGCAAAAAGGCGCCGAAGAAAUCAAAUAAACGAAACAAGAGUCUUUCGGAAGAAAAGAUGGAGCUAUUCCCUUUUCCCAGGUGA